Oncorhynchus kisutch (coho salmon) is the source of this 5956-nucleotide messenger RNA. Its product is annotated as plexin A3. Gene Ontology annotation, molecular function: semaphorin receptor activity; protein binding. Gene Ontology annotation, cellular component: semaphorin receptor complex; plasma membrane. The transcript is spliced from 32 exons. The record is from RefSeq and is a predicted model, not a curated record. Gene Ontology annotation, biological process: semaphorin-plexin signaling pathway; regulation of cell migration. Lineage: Eukaryota; Metazoa; Chordata; Actinopteri; Salmoniformes; Salmonidae. Bases 250 to 5928 code for a protein of 1892 amino acids.
AUGGUUAGAGACUGUCAUGCGAUUCAAGCAGUGAAUUCCCUGCUGGUUUAUUUCGAGGAUUUUGCACAGAAUUAAUGAACAAAUAAUUAUAGGCCUAUGUGAUAACCGCGGGAAAAAGAACUGUACGUGGUUGUGGAUGUAACUGUUGCACUUUAAAUACAGACAUGAACCACUGAAGCUGAGACGGACAAGGACUGCAAUAAGCUCACGUGACGAGCUCUAUUCUCCCAUCACCAAAAGAUCUCAAUCAUGACACCCAAAUGGCUGGUUAUUUUCCUUUUUCUACAAUCUGGGACCGAAAAUGCAUUCCCUAUGGCCCCGACCAAGCUUCCCCCUGAGACAGGCACCUACAGGGUCACAGACACAAGCCUCACUCAUCUCACAGUGCAUAGUCGGACGGGAGAGGUCUAUGUGGGAGCAGUGAACCGGGUCUAUAAGCUGUCUGCCAACCUAACAGAGCUGCGUUCACACAUGACUGGCCCCGUGGAUGACAACGCCAAAUGUUACCCCCCUCCCAGCGUCCGAGCUUGUGCACAUAAACUGGAGUCCUCUGACAACGUCAACAAGUUGCUGCUGGUUGAUUACGCUGGCAACCGCCUGGUAGCAUGUGGAAGCAUCUGGCAGGGUGUGUGUCAGUUCCUGCGGCUGGAGGACCUCUUCAAGCUGGGAGAGCCCCACCACCGCAAGGAGCAUUACCUCUCUGGAGCCAGGGAGGCUGACGGCAUGGCAGGAGUGGUGGUUGACAGAACAGAAGGGAAGUGGAAAAAUGAGAAGAAGGGGGCUAGCCGGCUGUUUAUCGGGGCAGCCAUCGAUGGCAAGUCAGAGUAUUUCCCUACCCUGUCCAGCCGUAAACUGGUCGCUGAUGAAGAGAGUGUUAACAUGUUCAGUCUGGUCUACCAGGACGAGUUUGUGUCCUCACAAAUCAAGAUACCCUCUGACACUCUGUCCCUCUACCCGGCGUUUGACAUUUACUACGUGUAUGGAUUCUCCAGCCGUACUUACAUCUAUUUCCUGACAUUGCAGCUGGACACACAGCUCACCCAGAUGGAUGCCACCGGUGAAAAGUUUUUCACCUCCAAGAUAGUGCGGAUGUGUUCUAAUGACACCGAGUUCUACUCUUACGUGGAGUUCCCCCUGGGUUGCACCAAGGAUGGGGUGGAGUACCGGCUGGUCCAGUCUGCAUACAAGCACCGUCCAGGUCGGAUGCUGGCCCAGGCCUUGGGGCUGUCUGAGGACGAGGAUGUGCUGUUUGUGGUGUUCUCCCAGGGCCAGAAGAACCGGGCCAACCCGCCUCGGGAAACGGUCCUGUGUCUCUUUACCCUGCAUCAGAUCAACCUGGCCAUGAGGGAGAGGAUCAAGUCGUGCUACCGUGGGGAAGGCAAGCUGUCCCUGCCCUGGCUGCUCAACAAGGAGCUACCCUGCAUCAACACGCCAAAGCAGAUUGGAGAUGAUUUCUGUGGGCUGGUGUUGAACCAGCCUUUGGGGGGUCUACGGGUGAUAGAGGGGACCCCUCUGUAUGACGACCGCGUAGAUGGCAUGGGAGCAGUAGCAGCCUACACCUAUGGAGACCACUCAGUGGUGUUUGUGGGAACCCGCAGCGGACACCUCAAAAAGAUCCGAGUGGAUGGCAUACCUCCCCCAUCCCAGAGUGCUUUGCUGUAUGAGACCGUUACAGUGGUUGAAGGGAAACCUAUUCUGCGUGACAUGGUAUUCAGCCCUGACUACCAAUACAUUUACCUGCUGAGUGACAAACAGGUGAGCAGGUUACCUGUGGAGAGCUGUGGCCAGUACACCACCUGCAAGACCUGUCUGGGCUCUGGAGAUCCCCACUGUGGAUGGUGUGUUCUUCACAACAAGUGUUCCAGACAGGAGGCCUGUGAGAAGUGGGCCGAGCCGCAGCAUUUUAACACAGAGCUGGACCAGUGUGUGGACAUUAGUGUCACACCUAACAACAUAUCUGUGACCUCUACUUCCACCCAGCUGAGUGUGAAAGUGGUAAACGUGCCCAGCCUGUCAGCCGGGGUGACGUGUGUGUUUGAGGAGUUGACAGAGAGCCCAGGGGAGGUGCUGGCCAAGGGGCAGAUCCUCUGUAUGUCCCCCUCCCUCAGAGAUGUCCCCUCCCUCGCACAGGGAUACGGUGACAAGCGAGUGGUCAAGUUCUUCCUGAAGUCCAAGGAGACAGGGCACAAGUUCAUCACCACUGACUUCAUCUUCUACAACUGCAGCGUGCUCCAGUCGUGCACCUCCUGUGUGAGCAGCCCCUUCCCCUGCAACUGGUGUAAAUACCGCCACAUCUGCACCAACAACCUGGCAGAGUGCUCCUUCCAGGAGGGACGCGUCAGCAGCGUGGAGGGCUGUCCUCAGAUCCUGCCCACCAGUGACAUCCUGGUACCUGCAGGGAUCAUUCGGCCAAUCACUCUGCGAGCCCGGAACCUCCCUCAGCCUCAGUCUGGACAGAAGAACUAUGAGUGUGUGUUCAACAUCCAGGGCAAGAUGCAACGCAUCCCAGCUGUGCGCUUCAACAGCUCCUGUAUCCAAUGCCAGAACACCUCAUACUGGUAUGAUGGGGACGAGACGGGAGACCUGCCUGUUGACUUCUCUAUCGUCUGGGACGGAGACUUCUUCAUCGACAAGCCUUCCACCAUGAAAGCCCUGCUGUAUAAGUGUGAGGCCCAGAGGGACAGCUGUGGCUUGUGUCUGAAGGCCAGCACAGCGUUUGAGUGUGGCUGGUGCCUGGACAACAAGAAGUGUCUCCUGAAGCAGCACUGCCAGACACCGGAGCAGAACUGGAUGCACCCCGGCAGGCACAACGUCCGCUGCAGCCACCCCCGCAUCACCAUGAUCCGCCCGUUGACGGGGCCCAAAGAGGGGGGCACGCGAGUGACGAUCGAGGGGGAGAACCUUGGGCUGCAGGUGCGGGAGAUCGCCCACGUCCAGGUGGCUGGGGUUCGCUGUAACCCUGUGCCCUCCGAGUACAUCAGCGCUGAGAGGAUUGUGUGUGACAUGGCCGAGGCGCUACUGCCCCACUCUCCAGGUGGCCCAGUGGAGCUGUGUAUCGGGGUGUGCAGUGCAGAGUACCGCACUCAGUCAUCCCAGACCUACUCCUUUGUGACCCCCAGCUUCAACCGUGUGCGCCCGGAGAAGGGCCCCGUGUCUGGGGGGACCAGGCUGACAAUAUCAGGCCGUCAUCUGGACGCUGGGAGCACUGUCACUGUAUUCAUCGCCCAGGAGGAGUGUCUGUUUGUUAAGAGGACCAAAAGGGACAUUGUGUGUGUGACACCGUCGUCACUGUCUGGCUCAGGCCCCGCGUCACUCAAGCUGUUAAUUGACAAAGCUGAAGUCACCAGCAGUGACACACGCUACAUCUACACAGAGGACCCCACCAUCUCCAGCAUCGAGCCCAGCUGGAGUAUAGUGAAUGGUAGCACCUUGAUCACCGUCACAGGUACCAACCUGCUCACCAUCCAGGAACCCAAAGUCCGUGCCAAGUAUGGAGGAAUAGAGACUACUAAUGUGUGCACUGUGGUUAAUGAUUCUGUGAUGACCUGUCUGGCCCCGGGCAUCAUUUACACCAAGCACCAGGCGCCAGAGUCAGGCCUGCACCCCGACGAGUACGGUUUCAUCCUGGAUCACGUGGCCGCACUGCUCGUCCUCAAUGGGACACCUUUCACCUACUACCCCAACCCCACCUUUGAAACACUAGGGAACUCUGGGAUACUGGAGGUCAAGCCUGGCUCUCCCAUUAUCCUCAAAGGAAAGAAUCUGAUUCCCCCUGCUCCGGGCAACACCCGCCUGAACUAUAGUGUGAUGAUUGGUGAAACUCCCUGUCUGUUAACCGUCUCGGAGUCACAGCUGCUCUGUGAUUCGCCAGACCUGACCGGGGAGCAGAGAGUCCUGAUUGUGGUGGGUGGUCUGGAGUACUUCCCAGGCACCCUGCACAUCUACUCCGACAGCACCCUCACCCUGCCGGCCAUCAUCGGGAUCGGGGCGGGAGGAGGGGUGCUCCUCAUCGCCAUCAUCGCCGUACUUAUCGCCUACAAGAGGAAGACCCGGGACGCUGACCGCACCCUGAAACGCCUGCAGCUGCAGAUGGACAACCUGGAGUCCAGAGUGGCCCUGGAGUGUAAAGAAGCAUUCGCUGAGCUGCAGACAGACAUCCAGGAGCUGACCAAUGACAUGGAUGGAGUGAAGAUCCCCUUCCUGGAGUAUCGCACCUACACCAUGAGAGUCAUGUUCCCCGGUAUCGAGGAGCACCCCGUCCUCAAGGAGCUGGAUUCCCCGGCCAAUGUGGAGAAAGCCCUGCGUCUGUUCAGCCAGCUGCUGCACAAUAAGAUGUUUCUGCUAACCUUCAUCCACACCCUGGAAGCCCAGAGGUCCUUCUCCAUGCGGGAUCGCGGCAACGUGGCCUCUCUGCUCAUGGCCGCGCUGCAGGGCCGCAUGGAGUAUGCCACCAUGGUGCUCAAACAGCUGCUGGCAGACCUCAUCGAGAAGAACCUUGAGAACCGCAACCAUCCCAAACUGCUGCUCCGACGGACAGAGUCUGUGGCAGAGAAGAUGCUCACCAACUGGUUUACGUUUCUGCUGCAUCGAUUCCUCAAGGAGUGUGCGGGCGAACCUCUGUUCAUGCUGUACUGUGCCAUCAAGCAGCAGAUGGAGAAGGGGCCUAUAGACUCCAUCACAGGAGAGGCGCGCUACUCCCUCAGUGAGGACAAGCUCAUCAGACAGCAGAUUGACUACAAACAGCUGACUCUGAUGUGUAUCCCUCCGGAGGGAGAGGCAGGCACGGAGGUCCCGGUGAAGGUGCUGAACUGUGACACGGUCACUCAGGUGAAGGACAAGCUGCUGGACGCUGUAUACAAGGGCAUCCCCUACUCCCAGAGGCCCCAGGCUGACGACAUGGACCUGGAGUGGCGACAAGGUAGACUGACCAGAAUUAUCCUUCAAGAUGAGGACGUCACCACAAAGAUUGAGAGUGACUGGAAAAGGCUCAACACCUUGGCCCACUAUCAGGUGACCGAUGGUUCUCUGGUAGCCUUGGUCCAGAAGCAAGUCUCAGCCUACAAUAUUGCUAACUCGUUUACCUUCACCCGCUCUCUGAGCCGCUAUGAAAGCCUCCUGAGGACGUCCAGCAGCCCAGAUAGCCUGCGCUCCCGUGCCCCCAUGAUCACCCCUGACCAGGAGACUGGCACCAAGCUCUGGCACCUGGUCAAGAACCACGAGCACGCUGACCAACGGGAGGGCGACCGCGGCAGCAAGAUGGUGUCUGAAAUCUAUCUCACCCGCCUACUGGCAACCAAGGGAACUCUGCAGAAGUUUGUAGAUGAUUUGUUUGAGACGGUGUUCAGCACGGCCCACCGCGGCAGUGCCCUCCCUCUGGCCAUCAAGUAUAUGUUUGACUUCCUGGACGAGCAGGCCGACAGGAGGCAGAUCACUGACCCGGACGUCCGCCACACCUGGAAGAGCAACUGUCUGCCCCUGCGUUUCUGGGUGAAUGUGAUCAAGAACCCUCAGUUUGUGUUUGACAUCCACAAGAGCAGCAUUACGGAUGCCUGUCUGUCUGUGGUGGCCCAGACCUUCAUGGACUCGUGCUCUACAUCAGAGCACCGCCUGGGCAAGGACUCCCCCUCCAACAAGCUGCUGUACGCUAAAGACAUCCCCAACUACAAGAGCUGGGUGGAGAGGUACUACAGAGAUAUCAGUAAGAUGCCUACCAUCAGUGACCAGGACAUGGAUGCCUAUCUGGUGGAGCAGUCUCGUCUCCAUGGCACCGAGUUCAACACUCUCAGUGCUCUCAGUGAGCUCUACUUCUACAUUAACAAGUACAAAGAGGAGAUUUUGACAGCACUGGACAGGGAUGGGUACUGCCGCAAACACAAGUUGCGACACAAACUGGAACAAGCCAUUAACCUUAUGUCGGGCAGCAGCUGAGGGCGGAGGAUGGAACAGGGGGUCAGGG